Amorphotheca resinae ATCC 22711 is the source of this 1647-nucleotide messenger RNA. RefSeq lists its product as hypothetical. The record is from RefSeq and is a predicted model, not a curated record. Gene Ontology annotation, molecular function: protein binding; DNA binding. The coding region runs from base 1 to 1647 and encodes 548 amino acids. The transcript has 3 exons. Lineage: Eukaryota; Fungi; Ascomycota; Leotiomycetes; Helotiales; Amorphothecaceae.
AUGGUCGACGGCAGGCGUCCGGUUCAUCUGAAUGCUCUUCCAGACGAAGUUCUGCAGCACAUCCUUUUCUACCUUUCCCCGCGGGAUACCCUCUUGAAUGUGCAGCUGGUCUCCAAGCGAUUUAACAGACUAGGCAGCGAGCCUCUGCUGUGGCGAUACCACUGCAGAGUACAGUUCCAAUACUGGGACUCGAAACAUCGGAUCAAGCAUAAGUUUCUGGGCAAUGUUGGGGACGUGGACUGGAAGACGCUCUACACGCAUCGGAGAAAGGUCGAUGCCCAGACCACUGAGAUCCUCAACAGCAUCCUAGAGGACCAAGUGAACCGCAUCAAAAAAUCCAACUUGAUCGGCGAGUUCGGCUAUGACGCGAAAGACACAUUACUUCGACAUUGCCACACCAGUGAGGCGGCAGAAGAUGUACUUGCUAGGAGAUACUAUGCUACAGCUGUGCUAGACCAUGUGCAUCGUUCAGAGGCCCUCGGGGAGUGGGCUAAACUUGCCAAGGGGGAAUCUGUCCCACUCGAAAGAGCGCUGGGGUCGUUUGAUUUGUUUGUCCUGCACGAUCAUUAUGGAGACCUACUCGAGAUUUGUGAUCUCUUCGACGAGCUGGUAAAGCGGCUCCGCAUUGAACGCCCUGAUCUGGAUCAACUAUCAACCCGAAAGAAGGCUAUUGCAGUAGCUUCAUUUUUGCGGACCCAUAACCUGACUGGUCUCGACUCUGAACUGGCAUAUCGAGACCUACAAAACAACUAUAUUGGAAUUGCUCUGCAGGAUCGAGAACAUCCAUCGUUACCGUUGAUAUCCGUUGCUAUCUUCUGCAUCUUGGCGCGUAGACUUGGGCUCGAUGCACGGUGCUGCGGAAUGCCAAAUCAUGUUCACGCAAUGAUAUUUCCAAAUCCAUUCGAAACUCUUGACGGCAGAGAUCCGAACACAGGUGAUCUUGGCCCUAUGUACUUGGACCCUUACCGAUCAGAUCUGGAAGUGCCCACAGCCCAUCUCCGAGAAACGCUAGCAUCAUGGGGCAUCCGGUCUGUGGACUUUGCCCGAUUUAUAGCCGACUCUUCUACCGCCAGCCUCGUUCUUCGCACGUCCAGGAACAUCUUAGCCACAGUCCAUGAGUUCAGAGGACAGGGUGGAAAUAUGGAGAAUACUGGCCAUCCCACAAUUCGACUUUACGCGAAUCCAUUUGCUGAUAUGGACAACGCUUUUUAUUCGGCACUGUGGGCCAACUUUCUGUUAAGCAAUCCAGUUUCAAGAUCGGAUCCGCAUAACCAGCGACAGUUCAUACCCUUAAUAUUAGAGAGGUUUGAACGUCUAUACCCAAUGGAUGCUUCUCUAAUAGAGCAAUACAUUUGCCCAUUGUUUAAUAAUCCUUCUAAUGCCGAGCAUUGGGAACUCCAUGAAGCUCUACGGGUCGUCCGGGCCGCAGACCAGUCUCCAAGGCAACUGAAGCCGCGUGACACGAGAGCAGCUCGAGAAAGGGUAAAGUACAAAGUUGGCCAGGUGUUCCGCCAUAAGAGAUAUAACUACACAGCUGUUAUAACGGGAUGGGAUAUCGAGUGCGGCAUGAACUCGGACUGGAUAGCACAUAAUAACGUAGACUCGUUAUCUAGAGGCAGAUACCAAAGCUUCUAUCACGCACUGUGA